UCUCCGGCCACGGCUGGGCAGCAAGCCGAACGACGGGGGGCGGUGCGCGCAGGAGGAAACGCGCGGGUUGCGCCCCGGGAACUACCCAGACGCCGAGUCGGGAACGCCGGUCUUCGCGUCACCAUUGCCAGGUGUGCGGGGUUGGGGCGCAGUUCUGGACUGUGGCCGCCGUGCACGGGCCGGCUUUUCCUCCAGCUCACCCCGCCUGGUCUCCCAGCUCCGGGCUCCCGACUCCGAGCUCCGCGUCCAGGGCCCCAGGCCCACGCCACCAGCCACCCAGAUCCAGCCCGCUGCGCCCCUCCACGCCCCCCGCCGGCCUCUGUCUGAUGUCCUGAGCUCGCCACCGCGGGCUACGCGCCCCGCCAGGGGCUGCCCUGGCAAGUUGUGGGGCGAGGCGCGCCGGGUAUGCGCCAUCACCAUGUCCCGCCUGGACUCGUGGCUCGGUGAAGUCCAGUGGCUGGUCUUGGUGUCGCUUUUCGUUGUGGCCUUGGGCACGGUGGGCCUGUACUUGGCGCAGUGGGCGCUGGCCAGGGCGCGAUCACGGUCCCCGCGGCGGGUGGCGGAGCCUGGCGAGGACCAGCGCCCCGAGUCGGACGUGCUGCUCUCCUGGAUUCUGACGCUGAACAGCUGGAGGUGCCAGUGGCAGGCCGCCUGGGUGGCCGCCCUGAAUCAGGAGGCCAGACGAAAGGGGGGCCCACUGCCCCUCUCCUUCGAGGCGGAUCCGCAGCAGCAGCCCCUGGAGCUGGCGGUGCAGCAGGUCUGGAGUGCGGCCAGGUCUGCCCAGGAGAAGGUGGUGUCUUGUCAUGUGGUGGGCAAGACCAUCCAGUUCCUGGUCAGCGUGGGGCCAGCCGAGCCAGAGGAUGCAGGGCACCAGCAGUACGGGGUGCAGCUCGCCCCCCUUCAUUUGCAGCUGGAGCUGCACAUGAAAGAGAAGAGGGAGGACAUCCAGAUCCGGUGGUCGUUUGUCAGCGUGCCAGAGAUGGCCAUCACAGUCCAGCCCAGAGCACCGGGGGAGGACCAGGCGGCUGAGGUGAAUGCGAUCUGUGAAACUCUCAAGGACAUCUUGAAGUGCCUGGUUAGCUCCGCCUCCCCGUCGGUGGUUCUGAGCACCAAACCUGUGGACAUGAGGGAAGUGCAGAGUCUCCAGCGCACUCCGUCUGCCUCUCAGGAACCCUGCCCUCCCAAACCUCCAAGGGCUCACGAUCUCAAAUUACUGGUGAAGAACAUCCGAGCCUCGCUGCUAAACGAUCCUGGUGCUUCUUCAGGCAACCGCGACCUUCGCUGCACAGCUUACCUGAACGACCCUGUUCAGAGGUUCUCCAGCGCCCUCCUGACAAACACUGCGGACCUCACUUGGGAAGGAGAAUUCACCUUCGAGCUGAACGCCAAGUCAAAGGAGUUGCACCUGCAGAUUUCAGCGGACGGGCCGCCCUCAGAAGCCCUGCUGGCGACGACAACUGUCCCUUUAGAUUUGUUUAAGAAGCAGCCUUCCGGGCCACAGAGCUUUACACUGACCAGCGGGCCCUCGGCGGGCAGUUCGGUGCUGGGUUCAGUCACCGCAGAGUUCUGCUACGUGGAGCCCACUGAAGCCAAGUCCUGGCAGACCCCUCCGCCCGCGCCUGCUGCCAGGAUAGAAAAAGACCGCACGGUGAUGCCCUGUGGGACCGUGGUCACAACCGUCACUGCCGUGAAAACCAAGCCUCGCUUUGACACGGGGAGGGCGUCCCCACUGAGCUCUGACGCCCUGCGGACACCCGUCAAGGUGAAGGUGAUCGAGAGGGACAUCUCCGUCCAAGCCGUCCCCUGCCAUGGCGCUCCCGUCAGCAAGACGCUGUCAUCUUCGGACACAGAACUGCUGGUGUUGAAUGGCUCGGACCCGGUGGCCGAGGUCGCCAUCCGGCAGCUGCGCGAGUCCUCGAAGCUGAAGCUGAACUCGCCGCGGAAGAAGAGCACCAUCAUCAUAUCUGGGGUCUCCAAGACCUCCCUGUCUCAGGACAGCGACGCUGCCCUGAUGCUGGACUAUGCGGCCUCCACGGACAGCGCCCACGAGGUGGACACCUCGUCCCAGCCCGAGUUGGCCUUGGCCGCUGCCCCGCCUGAGGAGGAGGCCUCGGCCCAGGCCCCACUGGCUUUGGAGCCCCCGGGUUGUGAGCUGUCCUCCUGGGACUCGGAGAAGGAGUCACAGGCCGAGGCAUGGGAUGGCCAGGCCUCGCUGGACCCCGAUGGAGACCGGCUGUCAGAGAGCUCCCUGAGUGCCUGGGAGCCGGGCGCUCCCAAAAAGCAUAAAGGAGGCAUUUUAAGGAAAAGUGCAAAGCUGUUCUUCCGCCGGCGGCAUCAGCAGAAGGACCCCAGCCUGAGCCAGUCCCACAAUGACCUGGUGUUUCUGCAGCAGCCGGAGGGGACCCGGAGGAAGGGGGUCACACUCACCAGGAUCCUCAAUAAGAAGCUGCUGUCCAAGCACCGAAGCAAGAUCACCAUGAACGGUGCCCCCGGGGACCCCAGCGUGUAGGCCGAGGUGGGCAGCCUCCUUCACAGCAAUGCUGGAGACGUGGACCCCCGGACGACCUGUCUGGACAGAGCACGGAGUGCCAGUGAGCUGUCAGGUGUCCGUCAUUCCUAGCCAGGUUUCCCGAUGGUGCCAUCUUUUAAAGGGAAAGAAAAAUUGGAGUCUCUAGCUGGGCGUUUCCCCCAGAGAGAAUGGACUAACCUACUUACCACCAGUUGUCAAGGGGGACCGGGGGUCUCCGCCCCAUGGGCUGUGCUCGAAUCUAAGAGCUGAAGUUCAACACUAGAAGGAGAGUUACAUGGGAAUCAGGGAGCACACUACAGCGGGCAUGGACGGGGCAGGUGUGGGGUCCCGGUUUCACUCCCUCUGUGCUCUAACAAGCAUUGUUUUGGGUCUACGCCUGGACCACGCCACCAGGAGGAGACGACCCUCUGUGCUGUCACUUUGAUUGGAAUGCACAGGUCACCUCUUCCGUGUGGCUGCUCAGGAUGAGCAGUGCGGCUGGCCCUGAGUGCAGAGGUGGGACACAGGCAGACUUUUGUGAACAGGAACACCGCGGGGAAUGGAGACAGGACGAGAACCGCGGGAAGACGUUUGCCUUUGCUAUUAGCCAUAGAACUUGGAAAAGGAUGCAAAUACUAAACAUAUCCUAUGCAUAUUAUGCUGAACACUUUUUUAAGUUUACUUGGAGCCUGUUUGCCAGUGGGAACUACGUAUAUAAACUCUUAACAUGGUUUUUGCAUUUUCGCUCUGGCAUCCAACACGUGCACAGUUCCCACGGAGCUGUCGACACAAGGAUGUGUCCCCGUUGGGCUCCUGCAAGACAGGAACGUAGCAAAGCCUCUCCAGGGCACUUAGGGGCGAUGAGUGACAGCUGAGAGGACGUGGCACCCACAAGUGCGUGCUUGGCUUUUCCUUAGUCCGAGGUUGCUUUGCCACAUACUGCCAGUAGCUGACACAAAGUACUUUUAGGGCAAAAAAGGAAAUACUUUUACGUCUCAGGAACGGAAGGUUACUAAAAAGUGGCCCCAGCUGGCAUCAACUUCCUUUCAGGAGCUCGUCUGAAUUGAACUUUGAACAGAGCUGGACCGACUUCGGGUUGUUUUGAUUCCCAGUGGAAGACACAGUAAGCUUGGCAUACGACUUGACGGUCCCCACGUGUCCUUCAAAGCACUUUCCACUGGUCCGCACGCUGCUGAUGCUUGUUCACAAUCGUCUUGCCGGCCCCUCCUGAACGCACCGCUUUGUGGAGAUGCGCUUGUGAAACCGUGUCUGUCGUUAGGGUGAAUGGUUUUGAUGGUUUAAGAAGAUUCAUUUUCUUCCAACAAGAUUUCAAAGGCUCUUAUGAAAACUUGGCUUUUUGUCAUGGAUGUGAAAUUGGGGGCUCUCCUUUGUUCGGGCGCUUUUGUUAAUCCUUAAACAUAUAUUUCAGGGGCGGUGGAGCCAUUGAUGAGCAAAAACUUUUAUAAACACCAAAAUUAUAGACUUUUUUCCUUUUUUUUUACUUGGAGGAAGAAAUUAGAAUACUACAUUAAGAAUUUUAUCUUAAAAGGCACAUUUAAAAAUUCUUUGGUGUCCUAUGAAUUACCAAGCAAGGGUAAAAUGACUUUUUUGCCAUUGUUUUUAUAGAUUAUACUCCAGUUUUAAUUGUUGUAAAACAGCACCUGGCAUUACAAAAUACAUUAACACCAAUUCAGUCCCCACAGGGCAGUUAUCACUACAGGUCUUUUUGGGACAAUGACCACUUUAAUGUUUUGUUCUACUUGAAGGAUUUCUGUUCUUUCUCGUAGUAGGCGGACCGCAACAUGCAAGGAUUAAUUUGAAGAGGACAUUAUGUGUCCAAAAAUAAGAACACCGGUCAGAAGUUUUUAGUGCAGUUUUGGGUUUCUUUAAUCUUGAAAUUCAAGUGGACUCAAUUUAUUCCGGUGUAAUGUUAUCAGAAUUUUAAAUUGAGUUUUUCUUGCUCACCCCUCCCCUCCAGGGGAAAAACACCACAAAAACCAAAAACUUUUUAGCCAUUGCCUCUCCCGGACUGACCCCAGGAGUGCCCCAUUCCCUGCUGGAUGUGUUCGUCAAGGGCUCUGCUUUCUCAGCUUCUCCGUGACUAGAAACCUUUCCCGGAUCCUAGGAAAGUGCCCCGUGGACCUCAUCCCUCCCUGGUCUGAGAAGCAAGUGCAUUAUUAUCGUGGGUGUGGAGGAUGUUGUCAUGGAGAUCCACGUUUCUUUGUGUCUGUGGGGUAGACAUGAGACCCCUGUCCGUUUGACUAUGACCCAGGAGUCUGUCCUCUGGAUACACACACUCUGUCUCCACAAUGGCCUUUUCUGAAGUCACGGAAGACAUGGAGUGGAGCAGGGUGGAGCAGGAGAAAAGGACGUCAGCGGAGCGCCAUGAGACAAGGGGCUGAGCCCCUACUGUGAAUGCUUCUUCUCCAAGCUGUGUGUCCAGGUGUGGUUUUUAAUGGCAUCGGGUAUUUAUGUUAAAGUCAAUGUCAUUACGGUGAAAUAUCAAUUACAAUGACACACCAGACACAAAACACGCUGAUUUGCGAACUACCUGACCUUUUUUUUUUUUGAGGCAGAUGGCUACAUUCUGUUUAUUUUUUAUUUUUUAUUUAUUUCUACCUGACCUUUUGACACGCUGUAGUAGCUCCAGGCCCUCCCUUUUCUGUUUUGGUCGUGGUGAAGUUUUUUCAGGAUGGCAUUUUAAUAGCGAUUCCUCAUGCGCACUAAUCUGAUGCGUGUCUGGGACCAGGUGUGUGGGAGGGUUUAAUGAGCUGGCAGCGCUUCCGUGCGCUUUGCAGAAGGGUGUCCUG
This is a messenger RNA of Artibeus jamaicensis (Jamaican fruit-eating bat), 5319 nucleotides long. RefSeq names its product C2 calcium dependent domain containing 2 (gene C2CD2). Lineage: Eukaryota; Metazoa; Chordata; Mammalia; Chiroptera; Phyllostomidae. The transcript is spliced from 14 exons. Bases 419 to 2509 code for a protein of 696 amino acids. The record is from RefSeq and is a predicted model, not a curated record.